GCUGCCUCGGGUUUGUGGCCAGUGUGUCGACUCUGUGGUGUGUUGUCAAGGCCUUUGCUUGGGGAGGCGGCGGCUGCUUCCUUUUCGGAGCACGGCGCCUCCUCAAACCUGCCGUCCUGGCUCUGCAGCUGGCACGCCACCUCGCCCUCUCCGCCAUGGCCGCGCCACCCUGGCCGGCCCCUGCCAGCCUGAGCCUGCCUCGGUGGGUUUCUGCCCACCGCGCGCUGGACAAGGCCCUGCAGAAGCUGUCAAAGCUGCACCAGCUGGUGAGCCAGCCCCACCUGGGCCUCCGCAACAGCCCGCCCCACCUGCCUUACCUCCUGCCCCAGACCCACCAGCACCUGAGGGUCAUCCGGGAGGCGUACGGGGCCGGCAUUGCCCAGCUCUGGGAGGAAGGCUAUUUCCGCAUCUUCCUCACCAACCUGCUGGAAAAGGUCAAGCAGGCCGAGAGGCUCUUCAAGAGGCAGAAAGGGGAGGUUUUCCAGGAGCAGUCCGCCAUCAGGAGGAAUCUGACCAAGCUGUCCUUGAUCUUCAGCCACAUGUUGGCCGAACUGAAGGCCCUGUUUCCCGACGGGCGUGACCACGGGGGCAAAUACCAGCUCAGCAAACCAGAGGCGCAGACCUUCUGGAGAGAGACGUGGGGCACACGGAGCCUGGUAUCCUGGGCUGAGUUUCGAGAAGGACUCCAUCGGGUCCACCCCGUUGAUUCCGGCUCAAUGGCCAUAGCGCUGAGAUCCACCAUCGACCUCACCUGCAACGGGCACAUCUCCAUAUUCGAGUUUGACGUUUUCACCUGCCUUUUCCAGCCAUGGCGGACCCUGCUUAAGAACUGGACGUACCUCGCAGUGACGCACCCGGGGUACAUGGCCUUCCUCACCUAUGAUGAAGUCAAGGCACGGCUGCAGGCAUACAGCAGUAAGCCCGGCAGCUAUAUCUUCCGACUCAGCUGCACCCGUCUAGGCCAGUGGGCCAUCGGCUACGUGAUGGAGGAUGGCAGUAUCUUGCAAACCAUCCCACAGAACAAGCCACUCUUCCAGGCACUCAUUGACGGACAGAAGGAGGGCUUUUACGUGUAUCCAGACGGGAAGAACACAAAUCCCGACCUGAAAGAGCUGAUCGAGUUGUCGCAAAACAGCCGAAUUCAGGUCUCCCAAGAACAGUUUGAACUCUACUGCCAGGUGGGCUCCACUUUCCAGCUCUGCAAAAUCUGUGCUGAGAACGACAAGGACGUCCGGAUCCAGCCAUGUGGGCAUUUACUCUGCCGGGGCUGCCUUGAAGCAUGGCAGCUCUCUGAAGCGCACACUUGCCCCUUCUGCCGCUGCAAGAUCUGGGGCCACGAAGACAUCCUCAUCGACCCCUUCAGCUACACAGAGGACCGCCCUGGUCUGGAGGAAGAGGGCGAUGAAGAGGACCUGGAGGAUGUGGAGGCGGUGCUCCAGCAGCUGGCUGUCAUGCGCAAAGACCAAGGGAGGAAGAAUUCCACUCCCACCCCAAGCUUGGACCCGGAGACGUUGCAGACCCCGCCAGUACCCCCUCGGCUAGACCUUCUCCAGCGGCAGAAGAGGGGAUCCCCUCCCAGUGCUGACUACCAAGGCUCUGCCCACUGGAUCCAUCAUCGCCCCUUGCCAAGCCUGCCCGAGGCCGGCCCCACUUCAUCGGUCCCCUGGGAUGCCCCGCAGGCCUCUACACAGCAGCUGACUUGAUUGCAGGGCGAGGCUGUGGAAGAGACGGCUCACAGCCAUGAACCACACGGGACCUCCCUUGCCAAGAAUGAAAGCUGCUGGCAAAACGUUUGUUCAGCCAAUCUGAGCACCUUUCCAGACACGUGACUUUCCCAGCAGAGACUGCCUGGACCACCUCGCCUAAGCAAGUACUUCCAUUCUUGGGAAACCCACUCAUCAGGCAAACCAUUCUUGCUGGGAAAUGGUGAUUCUUAUCCCAGCCAGUGCCACAGUCGAGUUCCGCUCCCUGUUUUAGUGCAACAUGACAGGUGUGCUAACAUCAAGGGCUCCUAUUGGACAGUGACCAUGCCGUCACUGCUAACAAGUCCAUUCUUUGCAUAUCCAUAUCCGUUUCAGCGGCCUAACAACUUUUAAUUGCCUUUCAGCCUCCCUUUCUUUUGGGAGGCUGGGCGUUUGCACUCUCCAGAAAGGAGGGUGCUGGUUUUUAUUUCAGAAGUUCGGGGGCCAGGGCAGAAUCUGGCCUGCCAGGAGCAAAAAAUACGAGUUUACUGGUUUUUCAAAGGUCUCAGACAUCAUGGUUUAAUGGACUGAACUGGUGGUGUACUGGUUAUGUCCACAAGGUGGUGCCAGCACUCCAGCAGCAGAGACUGAAUAUGCUUCCAGUUUGGAAAGAAGUGUAUAAAUUUUUUUUAAAAAAAAGAAUUUCUUUUAAAUAUUCCUAUUUUAUUCUGGAUGCUGAUUAAUGUUUGGAUUUCUGGAGCAUGUGAAUCAAGAUGUCAAAUAUUAAAUGUUGCAAGCUGA
Molecule: messenger RNA, 2483 nt
Organism: Hemicordylus capensis (graceful crag lizard)
Lineage: Eukaryota; Metazoa; Chordata; Lepidosauria; Squamata; Cordylidae
Gene: CBLC
Product: Cbl proto-oncogene C
Exons: 12
Coding region: 156-1703 (515 amino acids)
Biological process (GO): cell surface receptor signaling pathway; negative regulation of epidermal growth factor-activated receptor activity
Cellular component (GO): membrane raft; plasma membrane
Molecular function (GO): SH3 domain binding; phosphotyrosine residue binding; ubiquitin protein ligase activity
Source: RefSeq, a predicted model, not a curated record